Molecule: messenger RNA, 3375 nt
Organism: Nomascus leucogenys (northern white-cheeked gibbon)
Lineage: Eukaryota; Metazoa; Chordata; Mammalia; Primates; Hylobatidae
Gene: TOGARAM2
Product: TOG array regulator of axonemal microtubules 2
Exons: 19
Coding region: 352-3240 (962 amino acids)
Biological process (GO): microtubule cytoskeleton organization
Cellular component (GO): cilium; cytoplasmic microtubule
Molecular function (GO): microtubule binding
Source: RefSeq, a predicted model, not a curated record
GUUUAUUCAAGGAGAGCUUUGCUGAGAGCUGGAGCACGCCAGCAGUGGGGCUCGUGGCCACCCAGCACCUGCUCAGACAGGAGGCUGCGGCCCAGGACUGCGUGGCUGGUGGGGGCCAGGGUGGGCCAGGCCUGGGGCUGCCCCGUCCUUGCCUCCCUGGGCCCAUGAGCAUCAACGUCUCUAUAGAGGCCAAGGACCCUGGAUUCCUCCAGUGACAGGGGUUUGGCCUCUGGACAGAGAGGUCCCAGAUGUUACAGGUCGGAGCCCUCCAGACCCCCAAGGACUGUACUCACUGCCCGGAAAUAGCUGCUGCCUCUGGGCAACCUUGCAGGCACCUUCUCCACCCAGGACAUGGGCACCCGUGACGAUGUCCCCGAAGCCAAGGUCCUGGUCCCCGUGGCCGUGUACUGUGGGAGCAUCCCUCGGACCAGUGCUGGGCCCCGGGUGCUCCCGCCUGGAAGCAUCAACUCCAGUCUGCCUCAUGGAGAAGGUUCCCUCCAGCCUGAGCCAAGAGCCCUGCUGAGCAAUGAGGAAACGUCACAGCUCCUGAGUGGACUUGGACAGCUGGGUGGCCUCAAGCUGGACACCCCUUCCAAGGGCUGGCAGGCAAGGAAUGGUCACCCCAGGAACCUCAGAGCCUUGUCUUUGGGGGCCCAGCCUCUGGUGCUCCUCCCUUCUCCGGAGUCAGGGGCCAACAGCGUGGCCAGGGACACCACCCAGAUUAAGGACAAACUCAAGAAAAGGAGGCUCUCAGAGGGCUUGGCAGCGUCUUCCCGAGCCUCUCUGGAUCCAGGGGGAGGCCCCCAAGGAGCUCCCCUGCGCAGCACCAUCCCCCGAACCACCUCUCAGAGGCUGCUGAAGGUGCCCAGGCCGAUGCCUCCCAUCCAGAGCAUCCCUACCACCCCCGAGGCCAGUGGAGUCAAAGAGAAGGGCCUGGACCCACCGGGGAGCAUUCUGGGUCCUCAUGAGUUGAGACCCCGUGCUCAGGAGGCGCAGAUCUCCCGGCAAUACCUGCACUGCAAUGAUGAGAAGAUGCGGAAGUCCCUGGGCGCCAUCAUGAUCCCACCCAUCCCAAAGGCCAGGACGGUUGCAGCGACCCCCUCCCGUGUGCCUGGCUCCCUUCCCAGCCCAUUACCUCCAGGCCAGGGAGUCCUCACAGGCCUGAGAGCUCCACGCAUGCGAUUGGCUCGGGAGAGUGGGCCUCAGGAGAAGACCCCUGCAUCUCUGGAGCCAAAACCUUUGGCCUCACCCAUCAGAGACAGGCCUGCCACUGCCAAGAAGCCUACCCUGCCUUUUUCUCAGUCUGCUCCCACGCUGACAGCCUUCUCCUUCGACCAUGCCAAAGAAGCCUGCCCUCCGCUGAAAGAAGAGGACCAGAAGGAGAUCGGCACCAAGAUCCAAGUCACCAUCUCCAAGUCUGCCCGGGAGAAGAUGCGGCUGAAGCAGAUGAAGGAGAUGGAGCUGCUCCGGAGGCCGGAGGAGCCCAGGACAGGGCAGGAGCUCACUCCCCAGGGCCUGGGCUCCCGGAGAGCCUUCAUGAAGGAAGCUAACUCAUUACCUGCGGUGCUCACGGUGGGGUCUCCUGAAUGGGAAGAAGAGGAGGAGAUGGAUCUUAGAGCCUGUAAGGAGUUGAGGCCUUUCUCGAAUCCGGAGCUGGGGCUGAGGGAUGCACUCCAGUGCCUCAACAGCAGUGACUGGCAGAUGAAGGAGAAGGGUCUGGUGAGCAUCCAGCGCUUGGCAGCCUGUCACUCGGAGGUCCUUACUGGGAGGCUGCACGACGUGUGCUUGGCGGUGACUGGGGAGGUCACCAACCUGCGGUCCAAGGUGUCUCGCCUGGCCAUCAGCACCUUGGGAGACCUCUUCCAGGCCUUGAAGAAGAAUAUGGACCAGGAGGCUGAGGAGAUUGCCCGCUGCUUGCUGCAGAAGAUGGGGGACACCAGCGACUUCAUCCAGAGAGCAGCCGGCCAGUCUCUGAGGGCUAUGGUGGAGAAUGUGACCCUUGCCCGCUCCCUGGUGGUCCUCACCUCGGCGGGUGUCUACCACCGGAACCCCUUGGUCCGGAGAUACGCGGCUGAGCACCUCUCAGCCGUACUGGAGCAGAUCGGCGCUGAGAAGCUUCUCUCGGGCACCAGAGACAGCACAGACACGUUGGUGCACAACCUGGUGAGGCUGGCCCAGGACUCCAACAAAGACACCAGAUUUUAUGGCCGGAAGAUGGUGAAUAUCUUGAUGGCGAACACUAAGUUUGAUGCAUUUCUGAAGCAAUCUCUCCCAUCUUACGACUUGCAGAAGGUCAUGGCGGUCAUUAAACAGCAGGGAAUAGAAGAUAAUGAUGAACUUCCCUCUGCCAAAGGCCGCAAGGUGUUGAAGAGUCUGGUGGUGUGUGAGAACGGGCUGCCCAUCAAGGAGGGGCUCAGCUGCAAUGGUCCAAGGCUGGUGGGGCUGCGCUCCACACUGCAGGGCCACCGGGAGAUGGUGGAGCAGCUACGGGAGGUGACGCGGCUGCUGGAGGCCAAGGACUUCCGGUCCCGGAUGGAAGGUGUGGGGCGGCUCCUAGAGAUCUGCAAGGCCAAGCCAGAGCUCGUCGCUGCCCACCUGGUCCAGGUCUUUGAUGCUUUCACCCCAAGGCUUCACGAUUCCAACAAGAAAGUGAACCAGUGGGCGCUGGAGUCCCUCGCCAAGAUGAUUCCCCUCCUCAAAGAGAGCUUACACCCCAUGCUGCUCUCCAUCAUCAUUGCUGUUGCAGACAACCUCAACUCCAAGAACGUGGGGAUUUACGCUGCUGCCAUGGCUGUGCUGGAUGUGAUGGUUGAGAGCCUGGACAACCUUUGCCUUCUACCAGCGUUUGCUGGGCGAGUGUGUUUCCUGAGUGGCCGUGCGGUGCUGGAUGUCACAGAUCGCCUGGCAGUGCUGGUGGCCUCAGUUUACCCCCGGAAGCCUCAAGCUGUAGAGCGGCAUGUCCUUCCCAUCCUCUGGCACUUCCUGAACACCACUACCGGGAAUGGCACCCUGCCUGGACCCAGCGGGAGCAUCCGCGGGGUGGUGUGCCGGCUGUCCAGGAGCCUCCAGGAGCACAUGGGCUCCCGCCUGCUGGACUUUGCCGCCAGCCAGCCAAAGCACGUCCUCAAGACGCUCCAGGAACUCUUAGAGUCCUUGGCAGGCAGCCGCAAGGCCACUGACAGAGGGGUGGCCCCUGACAGCAAGACAACUGGCAGCUCACACCCUUUUCAGCUGGAUUAAAGAUGGAUCUGAAAUGGGCAAUUAUUAUUUAUCUUAUUUUUAUGAUGGAAUAUUCUCCUGGUUACUUUCCCCCUUAGAGUUCCAGAUGUACAUGGUAUAUAUUGAAGUAGAAAUAAAAGAAUUACUUAUUUUUCU